Molecule: messenger RNA, 1930 nt
Organism: Quercus robur (English oak)
Lineage: Eukaryota; Viridiplantae; Streptophyta; Magnoliopsida; Fagales; Fagaceae
Product: probable hexosyltransferase MUCI70
Exons: 6
Coding region: 133-1545 (470 amino acids)
Source: RefSeq, a predicted model, not a curated record
UCACUCUUUGUUCAACGAAACUGACGGAACUUUCAAAAUUUUAAGGGAAAAAAAAAAAUUUUACGUUGAAAUCAAAAACCCUAAUUUCCCAAAUUGAUUUCAGCUAUUCUGAUUCCCUUUGAUCCCUUGCAAAUGUCAAUGGCCGGCAGCAACGGCGUAUCAAUCUCGGUCUCCGACGAGGAAGAGUGCGACGAGCUGGGCCGAACGCGAGCCCGAGUCAGGCGGAAGCGCAAGAAGCCGAGUUACCGAGCGAAGAGCGAGUUGGCUCAGCGAGUCAUUCGGUGGCUGGUGAAGUACUGGUUGUUCCUGGUCUUUGUCCCGGCUACUGUGUUGCUUCUAUACGAGGCCUCGAGGGUUGGGAGGAAAACGAGUCCGGAAAUCGACUCGAAGCACAGUUCAGAGAGGGCACGCGUGGAGAAGAGACCCAUGAUGAAUUUGAAUCGACUUGAACCUAAGUAUCGGUUCGUUCAUGGCGUUAGAGAGCGUUGUUUAAAGCUCCUGCCUCAAGAAGAUCUUGAGCAUCUGGAUAUUCCUGUGGAUGAAGGUUCCACUGGUCCUGUGAAUAAAGUGUUAUACAUAUCAGAGAGAGAUUCAUUGGAUUUAGAAGGAAGCACUGUCCUGUCUUCGCAGUUCACAGAAACUACAAGAUUUAAUUUAUUUACUGGAAAUCAAACUCUUGAUCAAAGAGAGAAAAGUUUCAAGGUGAAUGAAACUGCUAUGGUACAUUGUGGUUUUUACAGUGACAAUGGAGGGUUUAAAAUUUCUAAUGAAGACAAAAAUUACAUGGAACGUUGUGAAGUAGUUGUCUCUACCUGUGCAUUUGGUGGUGGAGAUGAUCUUUAUCAACCUAUUGGAAUGACAGGGGCAUCAGUUAGAAAGGUUUGCUUUGUUGCUUUCUGGGAUGAUAUCACUCUGAGUGCUCAGGAAUAUGCGAAGCAGACAAUUGGUGAGGAUGGAUUUAUUGGGAAAUGGCGUAUUGUGGUUGUUAAGGAACUUCCUUUCACAGAUCAAAGAUUGAAUGGUAAAAUCCCAAAGAUGUUAAGUCAUCGUCUUUUUCCUCAUGCAAAGUACUCCAUUUGGGUAGACUCAAAGUCCCAAUUUAGGAGGGACCCUUUAGGUGUGCUGGAAGCCCUUCUUUGGCGUUCAAAUUCGAUACUUGCAAUUUCAGAACAUGGAGCUCGCAGCAGUGUCUAUGAUGAGGCUAAGGCUGUUGUCAAUAAAAAUAAAGCCACUCCAGAAGAAGUUGAGGUGCAGUUGACUCAGUACCGCCUUGAUGGCUUCCCAGAGGACAAGAGAUUUAAUGGAAAGAAAGCUCUAGCUGAAGCUUCUGUCAUCGUGAGGGAGCAUACGCCAUUGUCAAAUUUGUUUAUGUGCCUAUGGUUUAAUGAGGUUGUCCGUUUCACUUCUCGGGAUCAGCUAAGCUUCCCAUAUGUUUUAUGGCGGCUGAAAGUCCCCCAGAACAUCCAUUUGUUUCCUGUCUGCAUCCGCAAAGAUCUUGUCAAUAGCAUGGGCCACAUACGCAAGGCUAGGCCUUUGAUAAGAUGAUUUUGUGCUAUACAAAUUAGUUCCUCUUCUUCAUUCUUAAGAGCAUUCGGGCCUGUUGGCAAUCAACUGUAUCUAUUCUUUUUAUUCAUUAUAAGCAUUGGUGGCAUUCAUUUGCAACUGCUGUUUAUAUUUCCCCCCUGUUUUGAGGGGGUAAUUUUUUUUCUUUUCCUGUUUAUUAUUUCUGGGUCCAGACAUGUUAAUGGCUAGAUUUUAUUCAGCCAUUAGAAAAAAAAAAGGAUCCAGCUUAAUUAUCUCUUAUGGAGGACCUACUGUUGCCUGGUCCUGCACCAAGGGAUUUUGCCAACAGGUGUAAACAAAUGGUCCCUGAAAAAGUGAAAAUUUAGCUUUCUACGUUUGCAUUAAGGUGUAAUCCACUUUAUCAUCA